Molecule: messenger RNA, 5817 nt
Organism: Monopterus albus (swamp eel)
Lineage: Eukaryota; Metazoa; Chordata; Actinopteri; Synbranchiformes; Synbranchidae
Product: myosin heavy chain, fast skeletal muscle-like
Exons: 38
Coding region: 1-5817 (1938 amino acids)
Cellular component (GO): cytoplasm; myosin filament; myosin II complex
Molecular function (GO): ATP binding; actin filament binding; microfilament motor activity
Source: RefSeq, a predicted model, not a curated record
AUGAGUACAGAUGGUGAAAUGGAGUGUUUUGGCCCGGCGGCCGUUUUCCUCCGGAAGCCAGAAAAAGAGCGAAUUGAAGCUCAGAACACUCCUUUUGAUGCUAAAACAGCUUACUUUGUGACUGAGCCCAAUGAGAUGUACCUGAAGGGGAAACUUAUCAAGCGAGAAGGCGGGAAAGCCACCGUGGAGACUCUCGGUGGAAAGACUCUCACUGUAAAAGAGGAUGAAAUCUUCCCCAUGAACCCUCCGAAGCUUGAUAAGAUUGAGGACAUGGCCAUGAUGACCCACCUCAGUGAGCCUUCUGUGCUGUAUAACCUCAAAGAGCACUAUGCAGCAUGGAUGAUCUAUACCUACUCUGGGCUGUUCUGUGUCACUGUGAACCCCUACAAGUGGCUCCCGGUGUAUGAUGCAGUGGUUGUAACAGGAUACAGAGGCAAAAAAAGAGUGGAGGCUCCACCCCACAUCUUCUCCAUCUCUGAUAAUGCCUAUCAGUUCAUGCUCCAAGACAGAGAAAACCAGUCAAUCCUGAUUACCGGAGAAUCUGGUGCAGGAAAGACUGUCAACACCAAACGUGUCAUCCAGUAUUUUGCAACAAUCGCAGUGGCUGGAGGAAAGAAAACUGAGGCAGUUCCUGGAAAAAUGCAGGGGUCGCUAGAGGAUCAAAUCAUUGCAGCCAACCCACUGCUGGAGGCUUAUGGCAAUGCCAAAACUGUGAGGAAUGACAACUCAUCUCGCUUUGGUAAAUUCAUCAGAAUCCAUUUCGGAACAACUGGGAAGCUGGCGUCAGCAGACAUUGAAACAUAUCUGCUGGAGAAGUCUCGAGUGACGUUCCAGCUGUCUGCUGAGAGGAGCUACCACAUCUUCUAUCAGCUCACGACAGGCCACAAACCGGAACUGCUAGAGGCUCUGCUGAUCACCACCAACCCUUAUGACUAUCCCAUGAUUAGUCAAGGUGAAAUCACCGUCAAGAGUAUCAAUGACGUUGAAGAAUUCAUCGCUACUGAUACUGCCAUUGACAUCCUGGGCUUCACUGCAGAAGAGAAGAUGAGCAUGUACAAGCUGACUGGAGCUGUGAUGCAUCAUGGAAACAUGAAGUUCAAGCAGAAGCCGCGUGAAGAGCAGGCUGAGCCUGACGGCACUGAAGUGGCAGAUAAAAUCGCCUACCUCAUGGGUCUGAACUCUGCUGAUCUGCUCAAAGCACUAUGCUACCCCAGAGUGAAGGUUGGAAAUGAGUAUGUGACCAAAGGUCAAACUGUCCCUCAGGUCAACAAUUCCGUCAUGGCUCUCUGCAAGUCCGUCUAUGAGAAAAUGUUCUUGUGGAUGGUCGUCAGAAUCAAUGAGAUGCUGGAUACCAAACAGCCCAGAAGUUAUUUCAUUGGUGUCCUGGAUAUUGCUGGGUUUGAAAUUUUUGAUUUCAACAGCUUGGAGCAGCUUUGCAUCAAUUUCACCAAUGAAAAACUGCAACAGUUUUUCAACCACCACAUGUUUGUCCUGGAGCAAGAAGAGUACAAGAAAGAGGGAAUUGAAUGGGAGUUCAUUGACUUUGGUAUGGACUUGGCUGCCUGCAUUGAGCUUAUUGAGAAGCCAAUGGGCAUCUUCUCCAUCCUUGAAGAGGAGUGCAUUGUCCCCAAGGCAACAGACAUGACCUUCAAGAACAAACUCUAUGAUCAGCAUCUUGGUAAAAGUGCACCCUUCCAGAAACCGAGAAUUGGCAAAGGUAAAGCUGAGGCCCAUUUCUCCCUGGUGCACUAUGCUGGUACUGUGGACUACAAUGUCGUUGGUUGGCUGGACAAGAACAAAGACCCCCUGAACGACUCAGUGGUUCAGCUUUAUCAGAAGUCUUCAGUCAAAUUGCUGGCCUUCUUGUAUGCAUCCCAUGCUUCAGCAGAAGGUACGUCUGAGGGUGGUGGUGGCAAGAAAGGUGGCAAGAAGAAGGGUGGCUCCUUCCAGACUGUGUCUGCUUUGUUCAGGGAGAAUUUAGGAAAGCUGAUGACUAAUUUGAGGAGCACACAUCCUCAUUUUGUGCGUUGCUUGAUUCCCAAUGAAUCCAAGACACCAGGUCUUAUGGAGAACCACCUGGUCAUCCACCAGCUGAGGUGUAACGGUGUGCUCGAAGGGAUCAGGAUCUGCAGGAAAGGUUUCCCCAGCAGAAUCCUCUAUGGGGAUUUCAAGCAGAGAUACAAAGUACUGAAUGCCAGUGUCAUCCCAGAGGGACAGUUUAUUGACAACAAGAAGGCUUCAGAGAAACUACUGGGAUCCAUCGAUGUUGACCAUUCUCAGUAUAAAUUUGGCCACACCAAGGUGUUCUUCAAAGCUGGGCUGCUGGGUCUCCUAGAGGAGAUGAGAGAUGAGAAACUGGCUGAGCUGGUCACAAUGACUCAGGCUCUCUGCAGAGGUUUCCUCAUGAGGCGUGAGUUUGUGAAGAUGAUGGAAAGGAGGGAAGCCAUUUACUCCAUCCAGUACAAUAUUCGUUCAUUCAUGAAUGUCAAAACCUGGCCAUGGAUGAAGCUGUACUUUAAGAUUAAGCCUCUUCUGAAGAGUGCAGAGACUGAGAAAGAGAUGGCUCAAAUGAAAGAGGACUUUGAAAAGACCAAAGAGGAGCUAGCAAAGGCUCUGGCUAAGAAGAAAGAACUGGAGGAGAAGAUGGUCUCUCUCCUGCAGGAGAAAAAUGACCUGCAGCUGCAAAUUCAGUCUGAAGGUGACAGCCUUGCUGAUGCCGAGGAAAGGUGUGAUGGGCUCAUUAAAGCAAAAAUCCAGCUUGAGGCCAAAGCCAAAGAGAUUUCUGAGAGACUGGAGGAUGAGGAGGAAAUCAAUGCUGAGCUGACGGCAAAGAAGAGGAAGCUGGAGGACGAGUGCUCUGAGUUGAAGAAAGACAUUGAUGACUUGGAGCUCACCCUGGCCAAAGUGGAAAAGGAGAAACAUGCCACUGAGAACAAGGUUAAAAACCUGGUUGAAGAAAUUACUUCUCUUGAUGAGACUGUUGCCAAGUUGACCAAAGAGAAGAAAGCCCUCCAAGAGGCCCAUCAGCAGACCCUUGAUGAUCUUCAGGCAGAGGAAGACAAAGUCAACACUCUGACAAAGGCCAAGAUCAAACUAGAGCAGCAAGUGGACGAUCUUGAAGGUUCACUGGAGCAAGAAAAGAAACUUCGUAUGGACCUUGAACGAGCUAAAAGAAAGCUUGAAGGGGAUCUGAAACUGGCCCAGGAAUCCAUCAUGGAUCUGGAGAAUGACAAGCAGCAGUCUGAGGAGAAAAUAAAAAAAAAGGACUUUGAAAUAAGCCAGCUCCUGAGUAAGAUUGAGGAUGAGCAGUCUCUUGGAAUCCAGCUCCAGAAAAAGAUAAAGGAACUUCAGGCUCGUAUUGAGGAGCUGGAGGAGGAGAUUGAGGCUGAGCGGGCUGCUCGGGCCAAGGUGGAGAAGCAGAGGGCUGAUCUCUCCAGAGAACUUGAGGAGAUCAGUGAGAGGCUUGAAGAGGCUGGUGGAGCAACUUCAGCUCAGAUUGAGAUGAACAAAAAGCGUGAGGCCGAGUUUCAAAAGCUGCGUCGUGAUCUCGAAGAGUCCACCCUGCAGCAUGAGGCCACCGCUGCAGCUCUACGCAAGAAGCAGGCUGACAGCGUGGCUGAGCUGGGAGAACAGAUUGAUAACCUCCAACGUGUCAAACAGAAGCUGGAGAAAGAGAAGAGUGAAUACAAGAUGGAGAUCGAUGACCUCACGAGCAAUAUGGAGUCUGUUGCAAAAGCGAAGGCAAACCUUGAAAAAAUGUGCAGGACAUUAGAAGAUCAGCUGAGUGAGCUCAAAUCUAAGAACGAUGAGAAUGUCCGUCAACUGAAUGACUUGAGUGCACAGAGAGCAAGACUUCAAACUGAAAAUGGAGAAUUUGGGCGUCAGCUGGAGGAGAAAGAAGCUCUUGUCUCUCAGCUGACAAGGAGCAAACAGGCUUACACUCAGCAAAUUGAAGAGCUAAAGAGGCACAUAGAGGAGGAAGUUAAGGCCAAGAAUGCCCUGGCUCAUGCCGUUCAAUCAGCUCGCCAUGACUGCGACCUGCUCAGAGAGCAGUAUGAAGAGGAGCAGGAGGCCAAGGCUGAGCUGCAGCGUGCACUGUCCAAGGCCAACAGCGAGGUGACUCAGUGGAGAACCAAAUACGAGACCGAUGCCAUUCAGAGAACUGAGGAGCUGGAGGAGGCCAAGAAAAAGCUUGCCCAGCGUCUUCAGGAUGCAGAGGAAUCCAUUGAGGCUGUGAAUGCAAAAUGUGCCUCUCUGGAAAAGACAAAACAGAGACUGGUGGGUGAAGUGGAGGAUCUGAUGAUCGACGUGGAGAGAGCUAAUGCUCUGGCUGCGAAUCUCGACAAGAAGCAGAGGAACUUUGACAAGGUUCUUGCAGAGUGGAAGCAAAAGUAUGAGGAAAGCCAAGCAGAGCUGGAGGGAGCUCAGAAGGAAGCUCGUGCUUUAAGCACUGAGCUGUUCAAGCUGAAGAACUCAUAUGAAGAAGCUCUGGACCAACUGGAGACCAUGAAGAGAGAGAACAAGAAUCUGCAACAGGAGAUCUCAGACCUGAGUGAACAACUUGGAGAGACCGGUAAGACGAUUCAUGAACUUGAGAAAGGAAAAAAGGCAGUGGAAAGUGAGAAGUCAGAGAUUCAGACUGCUCUGGAGGAGGCAGAGGCUACCCUGGAGCAUGAGGAAUCCAAAAUUCUCCGUAUUCAGCUUGAGCUCACCCAAGUCAAGAGUGAAGUUGACAGAAAAAUUGCAGAGAAGGACGAGGAGAUUGACCAAAUCAAGAGGAACAGCCAGAGAGUGAUUGAGUCCAUGCAGACAACUUUGGAUGCUGAGGUCAGGAGCAGAAAUGAUGCCCUGAGAAUCAAGAAGAAAAUGGAGGGAGACCUCAAUGAGAUGGAGAUUCAGCUGAGCCAUGCCAACCGCCAGGCAGCUGAAGCCCAAAAACAGCUGAGAAACGUGCAAGGACAUCUUAAGGAUGUACAACUGCACCUUGAUGAAGCCAUUAGAGGUCAGGAUGAAAUGAAAGAGCAGGUUGCUAUGGUGGAGCGCAGGAACAACCUGAUGCUGGCUGAGAUCGAGGAGCUGAGAGUUGCACUGGAGCAAACGGACAGAAGCCGCAAAGUGGCUGAACAGGAGCUGGUUGAUGUCAGUGAGCGUGUGGGGCUGCUGCACUCUCAGAACACCAGCCUCAUCAACACCAAGAAGAAGCUGGAGGCUGACCUGAUUCAGAUCCAAGGUGAAGUAGAAGACUCUGUCCAGGAAGCAAGAAAUGCUGAAGAAAAGGCCAAGAAGGCCAUCACUGAUGCUGCCAUGAUGGCAGAAGAGCUGAAGAAAGAGCAGGACACCAGUGCUCAUUUGGAGAGGAUGAAGAAGAACCUGGAGGUGACAGUGAAGGACCUGCAGCACCGUCUGGAUGAAGCUGAGAAUCUGGCCAUGAAGGGCGGCAAGAAGCAGCUCCAGAAAAUGGAGGCUAGGGUACGUGAGCUUGAGGCUGAAGUUGAAGCUGAGCAGAGACGAGGAGCAGAGGCUGUCAGAGGUGUUCGAAAAUAUGAGAGAAGAGUGAAAGAGCUCACCUACCAGACUGAAGAGGACAAGAAGAAUGUCACCAGGCUUCAGGAUCUCGUGGACAAGCUGCAGCUCAAAGUGAAGGCCUACAAGCGACAAGCUGAGGAGGCUGAGGAGCAGGCCAACACUCACCUGUCCAGGUACAGGAGGGUGCAGCAUGAGAUGGAGGAGGCUCAGGAGAGAGCUGACAUCGCUGAGUCCCAGGUCAACAAGCUGAGGGCAAAGAGUCGUGAAAUUGGAAAAGUAAGUGAUGCAUAA